Molecule: messenger RNA, 493 nt
Organism: Hibiscus syriacus
Lineage: Eukaryota; Viridiplantae; Streptophyta; Magnoliopsida; Malvales; Malvaceae
Exons: 3
Coding region: 83-421 (112 amino acids)
Source: RefSeq, a predicted model, not a curated record
UAUAAAUGAUGGCUCUCUGCUUCAUUGUUUUCAUCGCUACAUCACUUCGAACGAGAGGAAACAACGUACGUCCAAUAUAACAAUGUCCAAGGCUCGUUCCAGUAAGCACAAGAAAAAGGGAAGGAGACAUGUGAAGGCGAAAUGUAGAGUAGAGUUAAAGGGAGAGAUGGAAGAUAUAAGAAAGGAGCAAAAGAGCAUCAAAGAAGCACAAUCACAAAUAGGAGAGAAACUUAGGGCAAUGGGAAUGGAGUGUGAAGUCUUACAAGAAGAAAUUCAGUUGAUGAUCCAGCGAAGUGCGUCUACCCAAAUUCGUCUGUGUCUCAUGUUUAAUAUAAUCAAGGCACGAGAGGAAGGCGAUUUUGAUAAGGCUGCUCACAUGACAAUAUUGCUACGUGAAAAAAUAGCAACGGAUGACAUGUAGCAGGAAAAAGACUAUCUUCGGUCCACGUGUUGUGUUUUUACUUUGUUUUGAGGGAAACAAUGUUGCAUCAAU